GCGCCGGCGGCCGGACAACCGGUGGAGAGCUUCCCGCUGGAUUUCACGGCCGUGGAGGGCAACAUGGACAGCUUCAUGGCACAGGUCAAGAGCCUGGCGCAGUCCCUGUACCCCUGCUCGGCGCAGCAGCUCAACGAGGACCUUCGCCUGCACCGUCUGCUCAACACGUCGGUGACCUGUAACGACGGCAGCCCCGCGGGCUACUACCUGAAGGAGUCCAAGGGCAGCCGGCGGUGGUUGCUCUUUUUGGAAGGCGGCUGGUACUGCUUCAACCGUCAGAACUGCGACUCCCGGUACGACACUAUGCGGCGCCUCAUGAGCUCCAAGGACUGGCCGCGCACUCGCACAGGCACAGGGAUCCUAUCCUCACAGCCCGAGGAGAAUCCACACUGGUGGAAUGCCAACAGGGUCUUCAUCCCCUACUGCUCCAGUGAUGUGUGGAGUGGGGUGUCCUCCAAGUCUGAGAAGAACGAGUAUGCAUUUAUGGGUGCCCUUAUCAUCCGGGAGGUGGUACAAGAACUUCUGGGCAAAGGGCUGAGCGGGGCUCGGGUGCUGCUUCUGGCUGGGAGCAGCGCUGGCGGCACAGGUGUGCUGCUGAAUGUGGACCGUGUGGCCGAACAGCUGGAGGAGUUGGGCUACCCGGCUAUCCAGGUUCGGGGCCUGGCUGACUCAGGCUGGUUCCUAGACAACCAGCAGUACCGCCGCACUGACUGCGUCGACACCGCCACCUGUGCCCCCACUGAAGCCAUCCGCCGUGGCGUCAGGUACUGGAAAGGGGUGGUCCCCGAGCGCUGCCGCCGUCAAUUUGAGGAGGGUGAGGAGUGGAACUGUUUCUUCGGAUACAAAGUUUACCCCACCCUUCGCUGCCCUGUGUUCGUGGUACAAUGGCUGUUUGAUGAGGCACAACUCACGGUGGACAAUGUGCCCCUCACGGGGCAGCCCGUGCAAGAGGGCCAGUGGCUGUACAUCCAGAGCCUGGGCCAACAGUUGCGGGACACACUCAAGGAUGUGGCGGCCAGCUUUGCUCCUGCCUGCCUCUCCCACGAGAUCAUCAUUCGCAGCCAUUGGACAGACGUCCAGGUGAAAGGCACCUCGCUGCCCCGUGCACUACACUGCUGGGACAGAAGUCUCCAGGACAACCACAAGGCCAGCCGGGCCCCCCUGAAGGGUUGUCCAGUCCACCUGGUGGACAGCUGCCCCUGGCCCCACUGCAACCCCUCAUGUCCCACCAUCCGGGACCAAUUCACGGGCCAGGAGAUGACUGUGGCCCAGUUCCUCAUGCACAUGGGCUUCGAUGUGCAGACUGUAGCCCAGCAGCAGGGCCUAGAACCCAGUAAGUUGCUGGGGAUGUUAAGCAGCGGGAGCUAG
Molecule: messenger RNA, 1368 nt
Organism: Chrysochloris asiatica (Cape golden mole)
Lineage: Eukaryota; Metazoa; Chordata; Mammalia; Afrosoricida; Chrysochloridae
Gene: NOTUM
Product: notum pectinacetylesterase homolog (Drosophila)
Exons: 11
Coding region: 64-1368 (434 amino acids)
Molecular function (GO): hydrolase activity
Source: RefSeq, a predicted model, not a curated record